Apus apus (common swift) is the source of this 894-nucleotide messenger RNA. RefSeq names its product T cell leukemia homeobox 1 (gene TLX1). Bases 1 to 894 code for a protein of 297 amino acids. Gene Ontology annotation, molecular function: DNA-binding transcription factor activity, RNA polymerase II-specific; RNA polymerase II cis-regulatory region sequence-specific DNA binding. Gene Ontology annotation, cellular component: nucleus. The record is from RefSeq and is a predicted model, not a curated record. Gene Ontology annotation, biological process: animal organ development; regulation of transcription by RNA polymerase II. The transcript has 3 exons. NCBI's taxonomy places the organism in Eukaryota, Metazoa, Chordata, Aves, Apodiformes, Apodidae.
AUGGAGCACCUCGGGGCUCACCACCUGCACCAAGGCCAAGCCGAGCCCAUCAGCUUCGGCAUCGACCAGAUCCUCAACACCUCGGAGCCGGGCAGCUGCAUGGUGUCCCACCCGCGGCUGCAGGACUCGGCGGACUACGGGCUGGGCUGCAUCGUGGGCAGCGCCUACAACACGGUCACGGGUGGCUACGGGGCGAGCGGCGGGGCGGCCGGCGCCUACACCGGCACCUCGUGCAACAUGAACGGCCUGCCCGGCUCCUACAACGUGAACAUGGCGGUGAGCAUGAACGGCAACACCUUGAGCUCGGCUGGAGGAGUGAUCCGCGUCCCGGCCCAUCGCCCGGUGGCCGGCGGCGUGCACCAGCCCCUCUCCGCCGCUGUACCGGGGGUGAACGGCAUGAACAGUCUCACGGGGCUCACCUUCCCCUGGAUGGAGAGCAACAGGCGGUACACAAAAGAUAGGUUCACAGGUCACCCCUACCAGAACCGCACGCCCCCCAAGAAGAAGAAGCCGCGCACCUCCUUCACCCGCCUGCAGAUCUGCGAGCUGGAGAAGCGCUUCCACCGGCAGAAGUACCUGGCCUCGGCCGAGCGCGCUGCCCUGGCCAAGGCCCUCAAGAUGACGGACGCCCAGGUGAAGACCUGGUUCCAGAACCGGCGCACCAAGUGGAGGAGGCAGACAGCAGAGGAGCGGGAGGCCGAGCGGCAGCAAGCGAACCGCAUCCUCAUGCAGCUGCAGCAGGAGGCCUUCCAAAAAACCAUCAACCAGCCUAUCCAAGCUGACCCCAUUUGCGUCCACAACUCCUCUCUCUUCGCCCUCCAGAACCUCCAGCCUUGGUCUGAUGAUUCCACCAAGAUCACCAGCGUCACGACUGUCGCCUCCGCUUGUGAAUAA